AUGACUACCUUCAACCCUCGUGACCUUGGUGACGUCAAAGUCAUCGACCGUUUUGACCUCAGCAACAGAAGCUACCUUAUUACUGGAGGUGGCGGAGGUAUCGGUUUUGCCUGCGCAAAGGCGAUAGCUCAACUUGGUGGCAGCGUUGCUGUCAUCGACACGGCUCCCGAGCCAGUGGAAGAGUUCAAGACUCUUAGCGAGCGCUAUGGCGUUAAGACAUCAUACAUUCGAGGUGAUGUUACUAACCAAGAAUCUUUGGAAAAGGCCUUCACAGAGGCUGUCGAGUCUAUGGGUGGCCAGCUACAUGGUGCACUGACAGCGGCUGGUAUUGUUAUGGAUACGCCACUGCUCCAGGCUGACUGGGAGGUCACUCAACGGACACUCAACGUCAACAUUAUGGGUACAUACUGGGUGAUCAAGCUUCUUGCGCAGCAUCUCGUCGAUACCAAGACUCCUGGAAGUAUCGUCGCCAUUGCCAGCAUCAAUGGACAAGGAAUGUAUGUCCCAGUGCAGCCAAAGUCAGCAUAUAAUGCCAGCAAGGCUGCUAUUAAAGGCCUCAUGGGUCCAUUAGCCGGAGAACUUGGUCAAUACGGAAUUAGAGUAAACUGCAUUUCACCAGGUGCUAUCCAAACUCCUCUCCUGGCCCGCUUGCAAGGAGAAAAACGAGCCAUCCUUGAUUGGUACCAAAACGGAGCUCCAGUCCAACGACUAGGCGUACCAGAAGACCUAACUCCUAUGGUAAGCUAUCUGCUGAGCGAUGCUUCUUCCUUUACAACGGGUGCAGAUAUGUUAGUUACAGGGGGCCUCCAUGCUGGAACAGCUUUGAAGUAA
Fusarium coffeatum is the source of this 831-nucleotide messenger RNA. RefSeq lists its product as uncharacterized. Lineage: Eukaryota; Fungi; Ascomycota; Sordariomycetes; Hypocreales; Nectriaceae. The record is from RefSeq and is a predicted model, not a curated record. The coding region runs from base 1 to 831 and encodes 276 amino acids. The transcript has 3 exons. Gene Ontology annotation, molecular function: oxidoreductase activity, acting on NAD(P)H, oxygen as acceptor. Gene Ontology annotation, cellular component: intracellular anatomical structure.